CGGGUGCACACCGGAUAAAAGGUCUGCCCUCCAUAACUGGUUCAAACGCAUCUGCCAAAACUUCAGUCGACCACCCUUCGCUAUCAACUGCAAAGGUCUGAGUAGCUGACUCACAUACUUACGCAUCCCAGAGCUUGGCGGUGGCCGCGCAAGCGUCUUUCCGGGUACAUAGCGAUACGUCGAAGGCGUACCACGGUUCAACAUUCACGGACCGCCAUGGAUGAUACGUUUCCAACGUUGUUCGCUAUGAUCGAACCUUCUUUAAAUUUCAGUGACAAGUGGGAUGAUCCGCUGUAUAUCCCUGCCCUCGUCGCCAUUGUUUCGGCGUUGUCCUUCGUGUUCACAAUACCUUUUUUCAAGUCUGACAAGCAGGUUUGCGACGCUGAGGGCGAGAGCGAGCGGCCCAAAUUAGCACGCUAUCUGGACCAACAAGGCGGGAUGUUCAUCCUUGUCUUCAAAGGUACCAGGCUCCUGUGCGUGCUCGCCCUCCUCGCCCUGGCCGUAAACCAAGUCAUUGUCGGAGUACAUCCACAACCGAACCUGGUUCCCUGGUUUGAACUUCGUCUGACUGCAGCCUACGCAUACGCGUCGUUGCUGGCGCUUCUGACUGUAACAGCGCGAUCACCGCUCAGCAGGAACGCGUCGCUUCAUCUCACUGUACUCCUGCUAGUCACUUGGGGUCUCUAUGUCUACCGAGACGUUUGGCCAUUGGCGACAUUCACCCUGACGCCGCUCGACAGCGCCGAAGGCGGCAUUCUCUGGGCGAAAGUCGCUUUAUUGACCGUAUCUGCGGUGAUCGUACCACUGUGCAUCCCGCGUUCAUAUGUUCCUCUUGAUCCGCAAGAGCCGACGGCCCCGCACCCAGAGCAGACAGCAUCUCUGCUGUCGCUGAUAGUGUACGGAUGGAUAGAUCCGACCGUCUGGAAGGCGUACCGGCAGCCCCAGAUGAAGCUAGAGGACCUCCCGCCGCUCGCGGAUUAUGAUCGUACGAAGAAUCUUGUCCAGAGAGGACUUCCGCAUCUAGAUCCCUUCCAAACACCGAAAAGGAGACAUUUUUUCUGGAGACUGAUGCGCGUUUUCGGAAAGGAAUACACGGUUCUUGGGCUGAUGCUCGCUUUACGAGUAUGUUCAGAGUUGUUCUCGGAUUGUAUGGUCAGCUACAUUGAGCAAGGCGGCGAAGGCAUGACCGUCCGACCCUGGGUAUGGAUCUUCCUGCUCUUCCUCGGCCCUACUGCGGGCACGUUCGCUUUCCAAUGGUACAUCUACACAGCAGCCACACUGACGGUGCGCGCGAAAGCGAUGAUCACCCAGCUCGUCUUUGAGCAUGCUCUACGCGUCCGGAUGAAAGCCGAGACAGCCGGGGCGAAAGCAGCCCCUUCGACUCCAGGCAGGACGCCAGACACGGCAUCGCUCGCGGAGCCUGCGUCCGCAAACGGCACAAACGGGAUGGAGACAGACAACGGAGAGGACGCUACCCUGCGCGGCUCGAGUACCGAAACGACUGCUACGACGAAGGACGGUGAGGAUUCGAGCAAGGAAGGAUCGAGCGGCGGUGCAUCGAACCUUGUUGGAAGGAUCAAUAACCUCGUAACGACGGACAUGCAAACGAUCGACCAUGGACGGGAUUUCAUCUUCGUGUUGGUUGAGGUCCCGACACAGCUCGCACUGUGUACGUGGUUCUUGUACUCGGUCUUGGGCUGGAGUGCUUUCGUCGGGAUGGGAGUCAUGGGAUGCAUGCUUCCACUCCCAGGGUACGUUGCCAGCUUCGUGCAUGGUCUACAAGAGAAGAAGAUGGCGAAGACGGACGCUCGCGUGCAAACCGUAAGCGAACUACUCGGCGUGGUCCGCAUGAUCAAGCUGUUUGGAUGGGAGCCACGUGUUGCUGAGCAGGUCGCGGAGAAGAGAGAGGAAGAGAUGAGCUUCGUCAGAAGUCUGCGGAUGCGCGAGUUCCUGAUGAAUUACGUGAAUCACCUGAUCCCGCUGGUGACCAUGAUCGUCACCUACGCAGUCUAUACGCUUUUGAUGAAGCAGACCCUUACAGGCAUGUGUCUCACACUCCGUUACGAGUUACAGCAGACGUUCCUAAUGAUACCAUUCAUCAUACAAGCGAAGGUUUCGGUCGAUCGAGUUGACAAGUUCCUCAAUGAGACAGAACUCCUGGAUGAGUAUUCGGCCACGGGCGACGACGUUGUCGAAGUCCUAGGCAAUGGGCCUAACAACGGCGACGCGAUCGGAUUCCGAAAUGUCUCGUUCACUUGGACUGCCUCGACAGAAGGCAACAUGACGCCGACGCCGCAGAGACGCGUGUUCAGAUUGUCGAUUGACGACGAGCUCGUGUUCAAACGUGGUCGGAUCAACCUGAUCCUUGGCCCUACAGGAUCAGGGAAGACCUCUAUGCUGAUGGCAUUGCUCGGCGAGAUGCACUAUAUACCCAAUGGUCCAGACUCAUAUGUGAACCUUCCGCGCUCCUGUGGCGUUGCAUACGCUGCACAAGAAUCGUGGGUACAGAACGAGACGAUCAAGGACAACAUUCUGUUUGGAUCGCCCUAUGACGAAGAGCGAUACAAUAAGGUGAUUGAACAAUGUGGUUUGACACGCGAUUUGGAGCUUCUGGAAGCUGGCGAUCUUACCGAAGUCGGAGAGAAGGGAUUGACCCUCAGAUUUAAUGACGGCCGAGACUCAUCAUCGAUGGCACAGGCGCGCAUAACCCUCGCUCGUGCGAUCUAUUCUCCGGCAGAGAUCUUGCUUUUGGAUGACGUCCUAGCUGCUCUUGACGUUCACACAUCGCAGUGGAUUGUCGGCAAAUGCUUCAAGGGCGAUCUUGUUCGCGGGCGCACAAUCAUCCUGGUGACACACAAUGUCGCAAUUGCGCGACCGAUAGCUGACUUCGUCGUGUCCCUCGGCACGGAUGGCCGUGUCCAUAGCCAGGGCACGCUCGCUGGCGCAUUAGAAGCUAGCGAAGAACUUGCUUCAGAGAUCUCUGAGAAGACGAAAGAAGCGGGGGAAGAGGUUGAUGCCACUAUUCCCGACACGACAGAGAAAGAGAAGAAGGGCAAGCUUAUUCUUGAAGAAGAAGUUUCCAUGGGUCAGGUCGGCUGGUCUGCGUUUAAGCUGUUCUUGGGUUCACUGGGCGGUCGGCAUCCUCUGAUAUUCUGGAUGGCGUGCCUGGGAUGCUACUUGACAUGCGAAAUUACCAGCACGUUCCAGGUUUGGUUCCUCGGACUGUGGGCUCGUCAAUAUGACCAGAUGCCACCUGAGAAGGUAUCGGUGGCCUUCUACGUGGUUACGUACGCACUCAUCCAAGGAGUGACCGUCAUGCUCUUCUCCACUUCUUAUCUAAUCUAUCUUUUCGGGUCCCUGAGGGCCUCUAUCGUCAUCCAUUCUUCACUGAUGUCCUCUAUCCUGGGUGCAACUCUAAGAUGGCUUGACAUGACUCCGGCGUCUCGUAUCAUCACGCGUUGCACUCAAGACAUCCAAGCCAUCGAUAACCAGAUUGUGGACUACUUCUUUUGGUGGAUGGAGCACAGCGGGAUUAUGGCUACAAGACUUGGAGCCGUAGUCAUCAUGUCGCCGCUCAUGCUCAUCCCCGGAUCGACCAUCUUUGUCCUCGGCGCUCUCUGCGGCUACCUAUACAUCAAUACUCAGCUCAACACCAAACGCGAAAUGAGUCUUGCGCAGGCACCUGUCCUGGGGCACUUCGGGGCUGCAAUAACAGGGCUAGUCUCUAUUCGCGCAUAUGGUGCACAAGAUAUGUUCCGGCAGGAAUCGUAUGCGCGCAUCGACAAGUUCACGAGGAUUGCUAGGUCCUUCUACGUCCUGUACCAGUGGAUAGCGAUACGCGUAGAUACAUUGGCAGCAUUGUUCACGGCAGGCCUGGGAGUGUAUAUGAUCUAUGGCCCACCACAGGACCCUUCUAGCAUAGGUUUCUCUCUCAACAUGGCUGUGGAAUUCAGCAGCUGUAUCAUCUGGUGGAUCAAGCUCUCCAACGAGCUUCAAAUUCACGGUAAUUUGGAGCGGAUACAACAGUACUUAUCGAUCGAGCAAGAGGCGAAACCCACCACGAGCGGUGUACCUCCUGCGUAUUGGCCAGCGAGCAGUGUACUGAGAGUGGAGAAACUUUCUGCACGAUAUUCGUCAGAUGGUCCCCGCGUGUUGCACGAGAUAUCAUUCGAGGUCAAGUCUGGCGAACGCGUUGGAAUUGUGGGUCGGACGGGUAGCGGGAAGAGUUCCUUGACACUAGCCUUACUUCGGUGCAUUCUCACGGAAGGCAAGGUAUACUACGACGGUAUAGCUACUGAUACCCUGAACCUGGAUGCGCUUCGCUCGAAGAUCACGAUCAUUCCUCAAUCCCCCGAGCUCUUAAGCGGGACCUUGCGGGAGAACCUCGAUCCAUUCCAUGAACACGACGAUGCUGUCCUGAAUGAUGCCCUGCGCUCCGCGGGUCUCUUCUCCUUGCAAAAAGAGACUGAUGAAGGCAAGAUCACGCUGGAUAGCCAGAUCGCUAGCGGCGGUGGCAAUCUUUCGGUGGGCCAGCGACAAAUCCUCGCGUUGGCCAGAGCUAUCGUGCGUCAGAGUAAGCUUUUGAUUCUAGACGAAGACUACGAGACCGAUACCGUUAUCCAGGCAUCACUGCGCGGUGAGCUGAGGAAGGAUAUCACCUUACUCACAAUUGCGCACCGCUUGCAGACGAUCAUGGACAGCGACAAGAUUAUGGUUCUCGAUGCUGGUCGUAUUGUCGAGUAUGGCGCACCCAGCGAGUUGCUGAAGAUAGAGAACGGCUUGCUUCGCGCCCUAGUCAACGAGAGCGCUGACAAGGAAAAGUUGCUCGGUCUCGCUGAAGGCAAAACAGCUUCAUCAUCCGCGUGAAUCUCCAGCUUCCAAUCGAGUAGUUGCUACUCAUAGUAUUUAGACAUGUUUGAUCUAGAGACAAUACUGUAUGGCUAUAGACCUGUCUUACCAUGCGCUCUUUGCGAGUUCAGAGGAUAUGACAAUCUGAAGAAUACCGUUACUUUC
Rhodofomes roseus is the source of this 5013-nucleotide messenger RNA. RefSeq lists its product as uncharacterized. The transcript has 37 exons. Bases 217 to 4866 code for a protein of 1549 amino acids. Lineage: Eukaryota; Fungi; Basidiomycota; Agaricomycetes; Polyporales; Fomitopsidaceae. Gene Ontology annotation, molecular function: ATP binding; ATP hydrolysis activity; ABC-type peptide transporter activity. Gene Ontology annotation, cellular component: fungal-type vacuole; membrane. The record is from RefSeq and is a predicted model, not a curated record. Gene Ontology annotation, biological process: transmembrane transport.